Molecule: messenger RNA, 1094 nt
Organism: Sodiomyces alkalinus F11
Lineage: Eukaryota; Fungi; Ascomycota; Sordariomycetes; Glomerellales; Plectosphaerellaceae
Exons: 1
Coding region: 276-836 (186 amino acids)
Source: RefSeq, a predicted model, not a curated record
GGUUGCAUUGCCGUAUUCUGCGGUUGUUCAUCCACUGUCCUUUUCAUAACGUAACCAUUCCCCGCCUAAGACCACGAGCCUUACAGUCGGGUCAGCGUCCUGCUCGUUUCUUGACACUCACCAAACCACAAGUAACACAUUCACCUUCCUCGUCACCAUUCUUCCCACGCAGCCAUUGUAAAAGCUCUCAGUCCUCCCAUCUCAGGACCACGGGCCCCGGGAGAGACUUGCUCUUCUCAUACAGCCAUCCGACGAAAUCGCCUUGAACAUCCCCUAUGGCGUCCCCAGACCAGUCAUCGGAAGUAACCUCGACCCUUUCCAAACUCACCAUAAAACCCUCCAAAAAGUCCGGCAAGGGCGCCAAAGCCUCCGAACCCAAGGAACCUGUGCUGGACUCAUGGGAAGACCAAGAGAUUGACUCGGAUGUGAAUUCGGAUUCCGGGGCCGGGGCGGGCGUUGGCUCAGGCGCCGAUAACACCCCAGUGCCACGGGACGGCGAUGAGGGGUCCAAGGCGCCACCCCCAACGCCCAUUUCCCCGUCAAAAGUGCCCUCGACCCAGCCAUGGAUCCCCCCUCUCGUCCCUCCUUCUCCCGGGACCAACGAUGCGUCGCACGCUCCCACAGAACGGCGGCGCCCGGAGAAGACAGACGCAACGGCGCGCCGGAUGAUCGCUAGCGCGCUGGGCGUCAAGGUGCCGAGGAUGACGGAGGAGCAGAGGGCAUAUGACAGGGCGGUCAAGGAACGGGAGCGCAAGAGGCGGGAACAGGAGAAGGCGGCAGAGGCGAAGAAGCGGGAGGAGGCUGAAAAGGCCAAGGCGGCUAUCUGGGAUGAUUGAUGAAGAGCCGGUGGCUUGUUGGUUGUUCGAGUAGCUUUGGCUCUGGUUAUGUCCUUGUGAUAUGUUCCGAAUAUAGCGGGAGUCUGGGAAUAUGAUACGGUAGCAUGGCGCGCAUUUCAGCAUAAAGCUCUUAUCGUCCUGGUAGUAAUAAGUGGCUAUGCGAUCCGCCAACCCGCGAUGCUUCAUGCGAUUAUGCUACCGAACUGACACUCGGUACCUACUAAAAUGCCAUGAAUCUCGCGACGUCAAGAACAUGCG